CAGAGCGGGCCAAGUAAUCCGCAAUGCAGCUUUGCGAAACAGAGAACGAAAUGGAAUCAAGUAUGGUGAAAAAGAAAAGAUAUUAAGAGCUUGAGGUGGCUGACAAGGCUCAAUCGCACUAUCGCCACCUCCAAUCGACAACUGGUCGCCGGCGAGCAAGUGACAAGUUUCUGAUUCAUCAAAAUCGUUCAAAACCAAACCCUAUCUAUCAUCACAAUCACAUUAAUACAGAGUCACUGUUCAGUCUCCAUAUUCCCUCGUACCCCUUUCCUGUCUUCAGUGGAAAUCCUGCUACUAGUUUAUCCGACUUUUCCGGUCAAGAAGAUGUGUUGGGUGUUUGGUCUUAGGUGAGGAUAUAAAAUCUUUGAAAUGGGAACGGGCUCGGAAUCUAAUGGAUGGAGCCGAGCUCAAGGAUUGGUAACCAAGACGCUGGUUCUGAUUGGAGGUGCGAUUCUUGUAAAGCGCUUUACCAAGUCUACUACUCGUUGGGACCAUGCUCGAAUUGUUGCUCAAUCAAUCAGCGGCGAAAAGUUCUCGAGAGAACAAGCAUCCAGAGAUCCCGAUAAUUACUUCAACAUCAGAAUGCUUACUUGUCCGGCAGCGGAGAUGGUGGAUGGUUCCAAGGUUUUAUAUUUCGAACAGGCAUUCUGGAGGACGCCUCAAAAGCCCUUUCGGCAGAGGCUCUAUAUGGUGAAGCCCUGUCCAAAGGAGUUGAAAUUUGAUGUUGAGGUAAGCUCAUAUGCCAUCAGAGAUGCAGAGGAGUACAAAAAUUUCUGCGAUCGCCCAAAGGACCAACGACCACCGCCAGAGGAAGUUAUUGGUGAUAUUGCAGAACAUCUGGCAACAAUACAUCUUAAACGCUGUGACCGAGGAAAACGCUGCCUGUAUGAAGGUUCUACUCCCCCUGGAGGAUUCCCAAAUUCAUGGAAUGGAGCAACCUAUUGCACUUCGGAACUAGCAAUUUUAAAGAACAGUGAAAUACAUACCUGGGAUAGGGGCUAUGAUGAUGAUGGAAAUCAGGUUUGGGGAGCGAAGGACCGACCUUACGAGUUCAAGCCGGCACCAGUCUCUAGUAGUAAUGACAUGUUUUCUCCUUCGAAUUUCCCCGCUCCACAAAUGAUGGAAAAAAGAAUAGAGGGUUCUUUUGUUUUGCAAGAGUGAUCACUUAAUAUAUAUAGUCACGUGUAAAGGUUCAAGCUUAUAUUAUUUUUAUCAAAGUUAUAAAUCUCAGUUAAAGACGAUGUUAUCCAUCA
Manihot esculenta (cassava) is the source of this 1253-nucleotide messenger RNA. Its product is annotated as chromophore lyase CRL, chloroplastic. Gene Ontology annotation, biological process: protein-phycocyanobilin linkage. The record is from RefSeq and is a predicted model, not a curated record. The coding region runs from base 370 to 1161 and encodes 263 amino acids. The transcript is spliced from 9 exons. Gene Ontology annotation, molecular function: lyase activity. NCBI's taxonomy places the organism in Eukaryota, Viridiplantae, Streptophyta, Magnoliopsida, Malpighiales, Euphorbiaceae.